AUGUCUUUUAUGCCACCACCAGAUAGAAAGGGAAUGGAAAUCCCAUACAAUCUUCAAAAGAUUGCUUACUACAGAGAGAACACCCAAGUUUGGUUCAAGUUCACUCCAAAGGUUGUAAAGACUUUGCUUGUUUUCGGUGCUGCAAUCCCUGCAUUCUGGGUUUGGUCAACUGCUGCUCAAGAUAUAUACAUUUAUUAA
This is a messenger RNA of Heterostelium album PN500, 198 nucleotides long. RefSeq lists its product as uncharacterized. The transcript is spliced from 2 exons. The coding region runs from base 1 to 198 and encodes 65 amino acids. Lineage: Eukaryota; Evosea; Eumycetozoa; Acytosteliales; Acytosteliaceae. The record is from RefSeq and is a predicted model, not a curated record.